Nomascus leucogenys (northern white-cheeked gibbon) is the source of this 1006-nucleotide messenger RNA. Its product is annotated as DNA dC->dU-editing enzyme APOBEC-3H. Gene Ontology annotation, cellular component: cytoplasm; nucleus; P-body. Gene Ontology annotation, biological process: DNA cytosine deamination; negative regulation of single stranded viral RNA replication via double stranded DNA intermediate; defense response to virus. The record is from RefSeq and is a predicted model, not a curated record. Gene Ontology annotation, molecular function: zinc ion binding; RNA binding; cytidine deaminase activity. Lineage: Eukaryota; Metazoa; Chordata; Mammalia; Primates; Hylobatidae.
GUGGCUUGAGCCUGGGGUGACUCCAGAGGACGCUCCCUUCAUCUUUGGUUUUCCCCUUUCUGUUGCACAGAAACACAAUGGCUCUGCUAACAGCCAAAACAUUCAGGUUACAGUUUAACAACAAGCGCCGCGUCACAAAGCCUUACUACCCGAGGAAGGCCCUCUUGUGUUACCAGCUGACGCCGCAGAAUGGCUCCACGCCUACCAGAGGCUACUUUAAAAACAAGAAAAAGCGACAUGCAGAAAUUCGCUUUAUUAACAAGAUCAAGUCCAUGGGACUGGACGAAACGCAGUGCUACCAAAUCACCUGUUACCUCACGUGGAGCCCCUGCCCCUCCUGUGCCUGGGAGCUGGUUGACUUCAUCAAGGCUCACGACCAUCUGAACCUGUGCAUCUUCGCUUCCCGCCUGUACUGCCACUGGUGCAGGCACCAGCAGGAGGGGCUGCGGCUUCUGUGUGGAUCCCAGGUCCCGGUGGAGGUCAUGGGCUUCCCAGAGUUUGCUGACUGCUGGGAAAACUUUGUGGACCACGAGGAACCGCUUUCCUUCAACCCCUCUGAGAUGUUAGAGGAGCUAGAUAAAAACAGUCGAGCCAUAAAGCGACGGCUUGAGAAGAUAAAGCAGUCCCGGAGUGUGGAUGUUUUAGAGAAUGGCUUAAGAAGUUUGCAGCUUGGACCCGUAUCCCCCUCAUUGUCAAGAAGCAACUCAAGAUGACUUUCCCUGGGGCAUGUCAGUUGCCUCAUAGCCUGCUGGUCCUGUGAGCAAGCACCAAGCUCCACAGUGCCGGUUCCUUGCCCCAAACCUGGCCCCAUCCAAGUACAGAAGACCUUUUUUUCCUCCUUUUUCUAUAAUGUUUUCUGUUCUAAGUGGGUGAAUAAUUUUAUAAUUGGAAAAAUAAAGAUAAUUUUAAAGUCUGUAAAUCCAGCCGGGUACGGUGGCUCACGCCUGUAAUCCUAGCACUUUGGGAGGCUGAGAUGCUCGGCCAAUAAAUUUCUAUUGUUUAUGAA